Molecule: messenger RNA, 2568 nt
Organism: Alternaria rosae
Lineage: Eukaryota; Fungi; Ascomycota; Dothideomycetes; Pleosporales; Pleosporaceae
Product: TEA/ATTS domain family-domain-containing protein
Exons: 3
Coding region: 1-2568 (855 amino acids)
Biological process (GO): regulation of transcription by RNA polymerase II
Cellular component (GO): transcription regulator complex
Molecular function (GO): RNA polymerase II cis-regulatory region sequence-specific DNA binding; DNA-binding transcription factor activity, RNA polymerase II-specific
Source: RefSeq, a predicted model, not a curated record
AUGCAGGUCCAAUCACCCCAGCCCUUGUGCAGGCUGUCGACGGACAUUCCCCUCUUGGAAGGUACUCCGGUCGAUGAAUCGCCACAACAUCGAGCUGUCCUCCCGGAACGUUACGUUGCGCAGUCUCACAAUACUCAUAUCAGUACAGCCUCGCCAGAAGUGGGACAAAGAAGCAGUCUCAGCCCCUCGGACAGCUCUCACGCACAGCGGAGCGUCGCCACAGGAACCUAUUACACUGGCAAUGUACACGCACAACACAUCGGAUUGGCAGGCUUCGGCGUCGGGAGGUCAGAGAAGCAGAUCAGAUGCGAGCUCGGGCGACUAUACAAACUACUUCAGCGAUUGGAAAAGUACCAGAGAUAUCGUGAAAAGCAACCAGCUCUCACACCGGCCGAAGUCGUCGCGCGAGACGCCGCAGAGAGAAAAGAACAGGAAAACAGAAAGGCACAGGGACUACAGCAAGAGAAGGACAAGACUGUCUGGCCUGACUUCUUAGAGCACGCCUUCUGGACAGCACUCAUUCGAUGGCCGCCAAUGGGUCGAAAGAAAUACAUGCUCGAAGGUACACAGCGAGGGCGGAAUGAGCUGAUCCAGGAUUCUAUUUACAGAGACACCGGUAUCAGACGCGAUCGCAAACAGGUUUCCAGCCAUCUUCAGGUCCUCAAGGACAAGCUCAUAGGUGUUCCUGCUGUUCUACUCUAUAUGGCCACACCAAAGGACGUUUCUAAGCGCCGAUCUACGAAUACAUCCGCUCGAGCAUCCUAUUCGUCACAGCUGCAUGGCCGCCAACAUGCGCAGCGCACAGAGUCUGUUACCAAAUCAGAGUCCAGUACCUCCUCACCGCACAUUUUGCCGCAUUGUGGCGACCCACAAUCCGACCUCGCCCUGGGUUCCGGCCCGGACUUCGAUGCGGUGUCUUCGUCAUUCGCAGUCACGGGCUUCAAGAUAAUCUAUGAGGAUGAUCAUCAAUCUAUGCACUAUUUGGCUCAAACACAAUCGCAUAGCAGGCUCGACAGCUCGGAUGUGGUAGAUCUUGCCUCUUGGCGCCAUCAAUACCACGAGUUCGACUUCCUCCGAUCCAAGACCGAGGAUUGGAUGGAGAAUGGCCGAAAGGUGUUGGUCGGAACCGCGUCUACAGACUUGAUGACAGAGUUGCCACCAGAUGCCGACCUAACCAUCGUUUUCGAUCUUCACUCGCGUUUCGAUCUUUCUAGAUACGCCUAUGUGGAAUGCAUGACGCGAUUCUACAACAGCGGCGGCAAUGCCGUUGAUCCCCAAUUUGACCACGCGAGGCAUGAACGGAAAGAAACGCGAACCACUUGCGAGUAUCGGCGAGACCCUCAAGGCUCUCAGGGUGUCCUAUGCGUCCAGUUUAUGACUCAGCCGUCGGUGAGGCAUGCGAGGAAGAAGUCGAACCUGAUGCACAGAAACGGGGAAAGUGUCAAAGAAUCGCUUCAACGCGUGAUAGCAAUACAGGAUAUAUAUGGCAUUGUUGCUAACACAGGCGAGGUUCGACGUCUCACUAAAGUUCUUUGGAGGUUCCAGCAGACGAACGACUCUGCAGAAGUGGGCAACAUUGAGUGGCGUUCCGUGAGGUUCGCUAAUGGCCAGUCAGCUGCACGAGAAAGAUGUUGUUUCGAGGCGACAUUCAAGACUGAAGAUUCGGAAGACACAGAUAUCGAUCACGAGCGUACACUGGCUAUACCAACGCCCACACACACGGACGCGACGCCUUAUUAUCAGACUACGCAACUACCACUGGACUUGGCACAGACACACAUAAGCCACCACUCAUACGAGACCGCGCCUCACAAUGCGUACUUACAAGCACCUCUUUCUGUCGAUGUUCUUGAAUCAAUGCAACCAGAUUCAGACCACCUCAAUACAUCUGUGGCCACUACUACGACUGAGCUCUCCGGGGAAAGCUUUGCACCAUCACGUACUUCAGGCAUGGCAUCGCCGAACACACAAGGCAACGACUUCAACUUCAACGGCGAGCACAUAGCUAUCGGAGGCGACUUCGAACCUGUUAGCAACCCCCUGGUAUAUGGAGGAGUCUUGAGCCAAAACACCGGACUCGAGAGAUUGCAUGCGUUCGCUGGACUAGAACACGAUGAGCUCGCAACCAUGGGGCUUGCUGUUGGCGAACAUGGACAGCUAUUUCCAGUGGACGCAAACAACGAUCUGCACCAUUCCACCAAUCUAGCUUGCUAUUCGGCCAAACCCAACUGGCAGGACGCACAUCUCGUUUCGCACCUCGAGAAUGCGGCAGAACAGUAUCGCUCUUGCCUCAACCAUGAUGGUCGUGCUCAGGUAGCACCAAAUUACGGAAUUGCCCAUGGCCACGAUCCAUAUCAACAAGUCGGUCAAAGACAGGAUUCAGUGGCAGGUGUCUUUCACAAUGUGAAUCAUGCGUUCUGGGGUUUGCAGGGACUCCAAAGCACAUUCCAAGACGACACGGGUAGUGGUGCCGUCCAUCGAAUAGAGCACAUGGAAGACCAAAUACACGGUCCAGACUACGGUGUGCCGGAUCUAGUUGAGAGAGACCAAAGGGGAAGAGGUUACUAG